Carya illinoinensis is the source of this 3942-nucleotide messenger RNA. Its product is annotated as leucine-rich repeat receptor-like tyrosine-protein kinase PXC3. The transcript is spliced from 2 exons. NCBI's taxonomy places the organism in Eukaryota, Viridiplantae, Streptophyta, Magnoliopsida, Fagales, Juglandaceae. Gene Ontology annotation, molecular function: protein kinase activity; ATP binding; receptor serine/threonine kinase binding. The record is from RefSeq and is a predicted model, not a curated record. Gene Ontology annotation, biological process: protein phosphorylation. The coding region runs from base 822 to 3482 and encodes 886 amino acids.
AUGUACUUGAUACUUUGUAGUCUCAGUGGGAGUUUUAUUUAGCAUUCAUGAGUGAGCUCAUGGAUGCCCGUUUCUCGUGAAAGCCCGAGGGCUACGUGAGAAGAAUCUCAUUUCCAACUUUAUUCACCCUCACAGAUCUCUCUCCUUUUCAGUUCUCCUCUCUCUUCUUGUCUGUGUAAGAAAAACAAGAACACCUGGGUCCGUGUAGCCUGUGCCAAAGCAUUAUUCGCUGUACUCUUUUCCUCUCUCAUCUCUCAUUACUUUCAUUCCCAUAAUCACAGCUGCCUUGCCUCUCCAGUCAUCUUCUUCUCUGGCUCUACGAUCAUGUUUUUUUACGAUAACAGGAUUGGCAUUCAGUGAUACACCCAUGUUCUAUUAUGCUGGUCCAUUUGUUUGUUUCUUCUUGUUUUGUGGUUCUUUGAAGCUUUUCCUUUGAUAUGACGAGUCUUCUGGGUUUUGGUCCUCAAUCUUGAUUUGUACUGAUUUUCGCCCCGAAAUUAAGGGAUUGGUGUGCUCUGCAAUUCUGGGUUUCAAGAAAUCUAAAAUGUGGUUUCUUGAAAAAGUCGACACUUGACGGGGUUUUGGAUUUCCGGGCUUUUCUUCUUAGUGGAUGCUUUCUGUGGUCUCGCCAGGAGCUCAGAAUCUUCAUUGAAGUGGGUGAUCAAAGCAACAAGGAAAAUGAAAUCUGAGAACGAAAAAAGUAAUCAUAAGAGCAGCGGGAUUCUCAAUAAUUUGGCCUUUUGAUCAUUGUUUUGGAGUUUGGAGAAAGAAAUUUGAGAUAUUUAGCCAAGAGUCACCAGGCAAAAAAAGGCGGCCCACUAAUGGCGGUUUUUCUCUUGUUCUCUAUUGUUCUUGUUGGGUUUCUAUCAAAACCUCAGCUUGUGGGUGCUCAGCUCCGUGAUCAAACUACGCUGUUAUCCAUUAACAAGGAGCUUGGAGUACCUGGUUGGGGAGUCAACUACUCAGAUUACUGCUCUUGGCACGGCAUUGGCUGCGGUUCGAACAAUUCCACGGUGGAAAGGCUUGAUCUUUCUAGUCGGAAACUCCGAGGUAAUGCGACUCUAAUUUCAGAGCUCAAAGCUUUGAAGUGGCUCGACCUUUCUCAUAAUGAUUUCCAUGGAUCACUUCCUUCAGCGUUUGGAAACUUAUCUGAGCUAGAAUUUCUCGACCUAUCAUCGAAUAAGUUUGGUGGUCUGAUUCCUAGAGAAUUGGGUGGUCUUAAAAACCUUAGAACAUUGAAUCUCUCCAAUAACUUGCUUGAAGGAGAAAUACCUGAUGAGCUCCAGAGCCUAGAAAAGUUAGAGGCUUUUCAAAUUUCUAGUAAUAAACUAAAUGGUUCUAUACCUAUUUGGGUGGGCAACUUGACCAAGCUGAGCAUUUUCACAGCCUAUGAGAAUGAUUUAAGGGGCAGAAUCCCGGAUAAUCUAGGUUCAGUUUCAGAGCUUCAAUUGCUGAAUCUGCAUUCAAAUCAUCUAGAAGGCCCGAUACCUAAGAGUAUUUUUGUCCUAGGAAAACUGGAAGUUCUGGUUCUGACCCAGAAUAAGUUGAGCGGAGAUCUUCCUGAAGAAUUUGGGAACUGCAAUGGCCUUUCCAGUAUUCGAAUAGGCAACAAUGAUAUUGUAGGAGUCAUUCCUAAGUCAGUUGGAAAUAUUAGCAGCCUUGCAUACUUUGAAGCAGAUUACAACAAGCUCUCUGGUGAGAUUGUCCCCGAGUUUGCUCAAUGCUCUAAUCUCACCCUCCUAAAUUUGGCCUUUAACGGGUUUGCUGGAACUAUUCCUCCAGAGCUUGGACAGCUAAUGAAUCUGCAGGAAUUGAUUCUCUCUGGAAACAGUUUGUUUGGAAAUAUUCCGAUAUCAAUCCUCAGGUGCAAGAAUCUUAACAAGCUUGAUCUAAGCAAUAAUAGAUUCAAUGGCACCAUACCAAAUGAAAUCUGCAACAUGUCAAGAUUGCAAUUCGUGCUCUUGGGUCAAAAUUCAUUUAAAGGGGAGAUACCUCGUGAGAUUGGAAACUGUGUGAAACUGCUUGAAUUGCAAAUGGGCAGCAACUACUUGACUGGAACACUACCUCCUGAGAUUGGUCAUAUAAAAAACUUACAGAUAGCAUUAAAUUUGAGCUUCAAUUAUCUCCAUGGGCCACUGCCUCUCGAGCUAGGGAAACUGGACAAGCUGGUUUCUUUGGAUGUCUCUAAUAAUCGGCUCUCUGGUAAUAUCCCACCUGCGCUUAAGGGCAUGUUGAGCUUAAUAGAGGUCAAUUUCUCAAAUAAUCUGUUCACCGGCCCAAUACCCAACUUUGUACCAUUCCAAAACAGUCCAAAUUCAAGCUUUUCUGGGAACAAAGGCCUCUGUGGAGAGCCAUUGACCCCUUCAUGUGGAAGCUCUCGUGAUUCUAACCUUGAGAAUUACCAUCACAAGGUCUCUUACAAGAUCAUACUAGCUGUUGCUGGUUCUGGCUUUGUAGUCUUUGUAUCAGUCACUGUAGUUGUUCUGCUGUUUAUAAUGAAAGAGAGACAAGAAAAAGCAGCCAAAGCCGCAGGAAUUGAAGAUGAUGUAACCAAUAACCGGCCAACAAUACUAGCGGGCAAUGUGUUCGUUGAGAAUCUCAGACAAGCAAUAGAUCUUGACGCUGUUGUAAAAGCGACUUUAAAGGAUUCAAACAAACUCAUCAGUGGGACUUUCAGCACAGUUUACAAGGCAGUUAUGCCUUCUGGGCUGAUUCUGUCAGUGAAGAGACUUAAAUCCAUGGACAGGACUAUCGUUCAUCACCAGAACAAGAUGAUUAGAGAGCUUGAAAGGCUCAGCAAACUGUAUCACGAUAAUCUAGUGCGACCAAUUGGGUUCGUUAUUUACGAAGAUGUUGCUCUUUUACUCCAUCAUUACUUGCCGAACGGGACAUUAGCCCAACUUCUUCAUGAAUCUACCAAGCAACCUGAAUAUGAACCUGACUGGCCUACACGACUCUCCAUUGCGGUUGGAGUGGCGGAAGGGUUGGCUUUCCUCCAUCAUGUGGCCAUUAUCCACCUUGAUAUUUCUUCUGGUAAUGUUCUUUUGGACUCUAAUUCCAAGCCUUUGGUCGGGGAGAUUGAGAUAUCAAAGCUCUUAGAUCCAUCCAGAGGCACCGCAAGUAUCAGUGCUGUAGCAGGCUCAUUUGGCUAUAUUCCACCAGAAUAUGCAUAUACAAUGCAAGUUACAGCACCAGGAAAUGUGUAUAGCUAUGGUGUUGUUUUGCUCGAAAUCCUUACGACCAGGCUACCAGUUGAAGAGGCUUUCGGUGAAGGAGUAGACUUGGUGAAGUGGGUUCAUAGCGCUCCACCACGAGGGGAAACACCAGAGCAGAUACUUGAUGCAAGGCUUAGUACAGUUUCUUUUCGGUGGAGGAAGGAAAUGCUUGCAGCGCUUAAGGUCGCCCUGCUCUGCACUGACAGCACACCAGCCAAGCGGCCUAAAAUGAAAAAGGUGGUGGAAAUGCUUCGAGAAAUAAAGUAGAAGUGACGGGUGGUCUAAUGUUGCGAUCUUAUAUAUUGAACCUGCCUCGGAAACGGGGAAAUCCUCAUAUCUUAAAAGGAAUAGGGAUAUUAAAUGUUACAGUUCAUUUCCGAAUUUGUCUUCAACAGGGCGGUGGCAUGUCCUCCCUGGUUCAGGCUGCUUAGUUGGAUCAUCUGUCGACUUGUUCUGUAUCAGAGAGUUUAUGAGAAAUGGCAGCAUGCAAUCUGUUGGAGUUGGAAACAAAUUAGGUUGUGGAUUGAUGCUAGGAGAGCCCUCAAAAGAGGAAGGACUAGAGUUUCUGUCAUACAUUAGGCCCGGAAUUAAAGUUAUGAAAGUUCAAGAUUAAAAAAUUUGUAUGUGGCAGAUGCAUGUCCAAAGUCGAUACAAUUUUCUAGUAUUGAAGUUUCACCCAUAUACUUCUAUUAUAUAAUGCCCGACUCUACCCUUGUUGGAUUCUGCA